Messenger RNA from Capsicum annuum, 1284 nucleotides. RefSeq names its product GDSL esterase/lipase At4g10955. The coding region runs from base 116 to 1177 and encodes 353 amino acids. The transcript is spliced from 2 exons. Lineage: Eukaryota; Viridiplantae; Streptophyta; Magnoliopsida; Solanales; Solanaceae. The record is from RefSeq and is a predicted model, not a curated record.
GGUAGUUUCUGCACGACUUGACUAUCUAAACAGAAGUGUAUAUUGGGAAUAUAUAUGUAGUUGAUUAUUCAGUUUCCUUCUCUCCAAUUUUGCUUCAUCUUUUAGGUUUAUUUUGAUGACGAAGAGCUCUGAAAAAGAAACAUUUCACCUAUCCGGACCACAAUACCUCACUAAGAUACUCGAUUGGAGAAAUGCAAGUCAUAGGAGGUCUAUUGCGGCCAGCUCAGUAAAAGGUGUGUACAUUCUUGAACGUGACCGCCAGAAAAAUCGCCAAGGUCCUGAUGCCCUUGCUCCACCUUGGUGGGAAUCGUUCCAUUUUAGUUUAAUCGAAACUUUGGUUGACAGUAAAGACCAAUCCAUCUUUGGUGCCAUUUACCAGUACAAAGGCCCCAACAACGACCAUCACUCAACUACCUCGUCUCACCAUAAUAAGAAUCCACCAAAAUAUGUGAUUGCCUUUCGAGGUACACUUCUGAAACCAAAAAGUGCGUACCAAGACUUGAAGUUGGACCUCAGAGUCAUAGUGCACCGUCUUCACAACAGCACCCGUAUUACAAUCGGUUUGCAAGCUGUACAAAAUAUUGUUGACCUUAAUCAAGGGUCUUAUAACGAUAUCUGGCUAGCUGGGCAUUCCUUGGGUUCUACAAUUUCGUUAAUAAUUGGACGGGAUAUGGUAAAAAAUAACAUUAAUCUGGAAACGUAUCUUUUCAACCCACCCUUUGCAUCUCUUCCAAUUGAGAAAAUCAUCAACAACAGCACGUUGAAGCUUGGAAUCCGCUGUGCUCAUAGCGUAGUUACUGCUGGACUUUCUUUUGCGAUCAACAUGGUGAUGAGUCCAGGUAGUACUAAUCAACCAAAUGAUACAUUUCCUAAACUAUGUGGAUGGGUUCCGUACUUGUUUGUGAAUAAAUCAGAUCCAAUAUGCUCGGAUUAUUUUGGAUAUUUUGAAUAUUUGGAGAAGAUGAUCGAGUCUGGUGCUGAUGAAAUUGCAAGGGUAGUAACGCGAAAUUCAUUACAAAGUAUUUUAGAGACUGCAAUAGGAAGGGAAUCAGAACCAUCACAAAAUCUUCCAUCUGCCCAUAUGAUUACUAAUUUGAGCCCUUGUACGUCUCAUGGACUUAGUCAAUGGUGGGCACCUGGUUUGCAGUGCAACUAUAAGCGUUACAAAUUUUGGUAGCAUUUACUUUUCUCCAAAUUAAUCUGUCAUGUCUUUCAAUUGUAAAGCUGAAGGUUAAUAUUUACCUAUGCAUGAUAUAUAAUUAUGAAAGCAAUUUUUAAGCCGAA